Molecule: messenger RNA, 2541 nt
Organism: Nerophis lumbriciformis (worm pipefish)
Lineage: Eukaryota; Metazoa; Chordata; Actinopteri; Syngnathiformes; Syngnathidae
Gene: selenoo1
Product: selenoprotein O1
Source: RefSeq, a predicted model, not a curated record
GACGAAAAAUAAGGUAACACCCUGUGCACACAAACAUCCGCCGUGACUUCUGGAUUAUGAAAGCAUGACGAAGAAAGUAUUGCAACUACGCCAGACAAGAAGUCGGCAGAUGGGCGUCACAUUAGUUUGAUGGCUCUUGCGCUACAUCGACUAGGAUCAGGAACGUCACGUCUUUUCAGACUAGGUGCGCCCGCAUUUAGGCUCCUAAACUCUGCUGGAAUGGAUGAAAUGGGUCACGCCGUGAGUCGUUCUUCGCUGGAGCGGCUCGACUUCGACAACGUCGUUUUAAAGAAACUUCCCGUGGACCCCAGUGAGGAACAUGGCGUGCGGCAGGUGAAAGGGGCAUGUUUUUCCCGAGUCAUUCCGCAGCCACUGACCAAUCCUCGCUUUGUGGCGGUGUCCCACGGAGCCUUGGCCCUGCUGGGACUCAAUGGAGACGAGGUCAUGGACGACCUGCUUGGCGCAGACUAUCUGAGCGGCUCCAAAGUAAUGCCUGGAUCCGAGCCCGCUGCGCAUUGCUACUGCGGCCACCAGUUUGGCCAGUUCGCCGGUCAGCUGGGUGAUGGGGCCGCCUGCUACUUGGGGGAGGUGAGGGCACCACCCGACCAAGACCCUAUUCUGCUGCAGGAAAACCCGAGUGGCCGAUGGGAGAUUCAACUGAAGGGAGCUGGCCUUACACCUUAUUCCAGACAGGCUGAUGGCCGCAAGGUCCUUCGCUCCAGCAUAAGAGAGUUUCUUUGCAGCGAGGCAAUGUACUUCCUUGGUGUCCCCACCACUAGAGCAGGCUCUGUUGUGACAUCAGACAGCCGAGUCAUAAGAGACAUCUACUAUAGCGGACACCCUCGCCAUGAGAGAUGCUCUGUGGUCCUCCGGAUCGCGCCGACUUUUCUCAGGUUUGGUUCUUUUGAGAUAUUCAAGCAGGCAGACGAGUUCACAGGUCGUCAGGGUCCAAGCUAUGGACAUGAUGAGCUGCGAAGACAAAUGUUGGAUUAUGUCAUUGAGACUUUCUACCCUGAUAUCCAGCAGCAGUACUCUGACAGGGUGGAGAGGAAUGUGUCUUUCUUCAGAGAGGUGAUGUGUCGGACAGCUCGACUGGUAGCUCAGUGGCAGUGUGUAGGUUUUUGCCAUGGCGUCCUGAACACGGACAACAUGAGCAUCCUAGGACUCACACUGGAUUAUGGUCCUUAUGGCUUCAUGGACAGGUUCGAUCCGAAUUUCAUUUGCAACGCAUCAGACAACUCAGGGCGAUACUCUUACGAGGCCCAGCCGGCUAUUUGCCGGUGGAAUCUUAUCAAGUUAGCAGAGGCCCUCGAUCCAGAGCUUCCACCUGACCGGGCAAAGGCUGUUAUGGACGAAUAUUUGGAUUCGUAUAACAGAUUCUACCUUAAUAAUAUGAGAAAUAAGCUGGGUUUAUUCAAAAAGGAGGAACCAGAGGACGAGAUGCUGAUAACAGAGCUGAUGCAAACAAUGCACAACACCGGAGCUGACUUCACCAACACUUUCCGCAGUUUAAGUCAGAUCUCGUGUCCCACUGAGAGAGAAAGUGACACAGAAGAGGACCUUGUCAAAGAAGUUGAAAAGCUGCUGCUGGAGCAUUGCGCCUCUUUGGAUGAGCUCAAAGCUGCCAACAAACCCACCAUGGACCCACGGGAGUUGGCGAUGCUGCUUUCCAUGGCAGAGAGCAACCCUGCACUGUUCCAGAUGAUCUCAGAUAGGACAACAAUAGCGAGGCAGCUCGACCGACUCAGCAAACUGAAAGAACUAAUGGAGACCACCGAUGAAGAGCUCAAAACCAAACAGACUGAGGAGUGGACCCGCUGGAUCACACGCUAUAGGAAGCGUCUGGCGCAGGAACUGGAGGGCCAGAGCGAUGUGCAGGCCGUGCAGGAAGAGAGGGUGAGGGUGAUGGACAGUACUAACCCACGUGUGGUACUCCGGAACUACAUAGCCCAGAAUGCAAUAGAGGCCGCUGAGAAUGGGGACUUCUCUGAGGUUCAGCGGGUCCUCAAAGUUCUGGAGAAGCCUUUCUCUUCGCAGCCAGGUCUAGAGGCUCCUGCGUGGGUGGGCCAAAGCGGUGCCACCCAACAGGGUGAGAGAGACGACAAUGUGGAGGAGGAGCAACAGGAAGAGGUGGCAUCUACCUCGACAGCCAGAGAACCUAUUCCGUACGACAGCAAACCUCCAGCUUGUUCUCAGGGAAUCUGUGUCACAUGAUCUUCGUAGUAACUUCCCUGAGCUUCAUCAUCUGGCCUGCCAAAGCGUGAGGGAAGUUUUAGCAUUUUACUUCCUGUUUUUUUUCACAUUUAAUACCCCUUGUGAAUUGUUUGCACAACCUUUUAUAUCGUUGUGGUGGGCAGGUGUCAGGAAAGUGGUACUGAGAUUCAACACCCCAUAGAGAACAUCGGUGACACAAAGCAGUCGGGAAAUAAGUGGACUUUUUUCCUCGUCUGUUUGGCAUUGAUGGCUGUUAAUGACGACUCAAACGACAAGUCUUGCGUGGACCCGUUUGAGGCUGAUAAACUGUGGUGUGGCAUCUUUAAC